ACUCGUCAAGAAAUGAUCAGCUGGCAAAUCGCUCCACGGCGCAUGCUCCAAUCUAUGACAUCAACAACAAUGGCGGCGAACAGAGAUGAGAUCCUGGCGAAUUUUCAGGCCUGUACGGGUAUCGUGGACUUUAUGGAGUGCCUUGCCCACCUGGAACAGAAUGACUGGAAUCUUACGGGUGCUAUCAAUUCAGUGUUCAGUGCACAGGGUGACGGUGGCAGCAGUAGCAGUGGUGGAGGUGGCAGCAGAGGCGGCGGGCAGGAUGAGAGUGGCGUUCAGGGACGCUCUGCCUUUUCAGAGAUCCCCAUGGAUGCUCAAGAGCCCGUGGUUGAAGAUAUAGACUCCACCAUACAGCCCACCUUCUCUGACACCGCUGGUCCCUCCUCCGGUCCCUCCUCAUCCCCCUUCAUCCCCUCUCCUGUUACUCUUUCCUCCCUCAGAAGACCUCGCUUCAUCCAAUUUAGCAUCAAUCACAGGGGAAAGGUCAUCACAUUAUCAGUCACAGAUGAACACAAAGUUGAUCAUUUAAAAGACCUACUCUCAAAGCAGCUGAAUAUACCAAAGAUCGCCCUCUAUCUGUCAGGAUGGGAUAAUAGAUCACCUUUACCAAGUGAUGAGACAACUCUAUCUACUCUCAACCUUCCCGCUGAAGUUAGUCUGACUCUAAGCACUCCGACAGUUGCAGGGGAAGCACUCCAGCCUUGCUCCUCUAAUGGAGAUGAGCUGUCAUUUCCAGAGCGACUCAUGAGGCAUACAGAACUAGUCAUUACCGAUAUGGAUGAAAACACAGUAUAUAAUCUAAGAUACGAAGGCUGCAAGACUAUUCUGGACGUCAAGCAGGGUAUAUUUGCAUUGACUAAUAUCCAGCCUAGAAGACAAGAAUGGAUAGGGUGGCCUAAUGAUAUGGACACACUUACGUUAGCAGCUUCAGGUAUUGAUUUCCCUCGUCACAUCCUAUCAUUCAAGAGAUUACCAGCUGAUGAACAUCAAAAUAAUAGGUCUCAGGGUGGAGCCAGCAUAGACGCAGGGAACGACAGCAGUGAUAGCGACGAGUACGACGAUGCCCAGGAGGUGAUGGACCUCGAUGACCAUGCAAUGUUUGGUUCAGACAGUUCAUCGCACAGAGACGGGCCUCUAUUACCCGAUGACCUGGAGGAUGCGACAGAAUCGUUAAUACAUUUUUCACAAGAAUUUUCUGGUCGCUAUGGCAACACGCAUCCAAGUUUCUACAUGGGGCCGUUAGAGGAUGCAAUUAAAGAAGCUUUUAAUGUUCCAGCCAAAGAUAGGAAACUAUUAGCAGUCUAUGUCCACCAUGACAAGAGCGUACAAAGCAAUGUUUUCUGUAGCCAAUUGAUGUGUUCUGAUAGUAUAGCCAACUUUCUCAAUCAAAACUUUGUCACAUGGGCAUGGGACAUGACAAGUCCAAAGAAUAGAGAAAGGUUAUUAACAGUAUGCACAAAAAUAUUUGGUAGUGUUACAGCGUCAACGUUAAAGAAUUUACAGCAGGAUAAGUUUCCUUUGUUACUAUUGGUCAUGAGGAUACGAUCGAAUACAGAAGUCUUCUCAGUAUUACAAGGUAACCUAUCCCUUGAUGAAUUAAUGACGAGUCUAAUACAAGCAGUGGACUUCUUCUCAGAACAGCAACAAGCAGAUGUUGUACAAGAGGAAGAAAGAAGAGCGUCAUUGAUGCUGAAGCUAGAGCAAGACCAGGCAUACCAAGAAUCAUUAAUAGCAGACAGAGCAAAGCAAGAAGAGAAGGAAAGACAAGAAAGAGAAGAAGGAGAGAGGAUCAUGCGGGAACAACAGGAAGAACAGAUGAAGAAGGCAGAGGAAGAGGCAAUAAGGUUAUCGCUAGAGCAGCAGCUAGCGGACGAGCCCGACGAGGGUUCGGACCUUCCCAUCAGCACGCUGAGGAUGAGACUUCCGACGGGUGAGACGAUGACGAGGAGAUUCCUGGCUUCUGAGAGGCUACAGAUGGUGCUUGUCUUCCUAGGUUCCAAGGGCUAUCACUCGGAUACCCACAAGAUCCUGACCACCUGGCCAAAAAGAGAUCUCACAAGCGAAGAUGGACAUCAAAACCUUCAACAGCUCGGCCUGUGCCCACAGGAGACUUUGUUUGUAGAAGAACGCUAAAGGAAGCUCCUCUCCCACAACGUUAUUGUUAUUAUGUUCUGUGGAAGGGAACUGCUACGGAAAUCUUCGCCCCCCUCCAUCUCCGGCGAGGACCAUCAAAGCAAGGUCAGAGUGCAGUCAAUGGAAUCAAAGAGGGAGCAGCAUCGCACCUUCUGUCUGAGUAUAUCUCACCUGAUCCCGUUAUAUACUUCCAUUUUACGGGAGACCUAAAGCGUGGAUGAGUAUUUAAAGGAUGCAAUAUUGGUAUACUCAAUAUCAGAAAUUUCAUAACUGCAUGAAAUUGUUAGUUUUCUCCAUUAUUUCAUGGGAACACAGCACAGUCUUAUUUCAGUUUGCAAAGGCUUUUAGCUUUCAGCAGCAGUUAAAAAAGAAAAACAUUGAUACCUUUUCAAAUUUUGUUUCUGAUUUUUGGGUAGCUAUCAUUUUUUGUUUAAUUUACUUGCUCACACUGGUCAUUUAUUUACAUUUUAUUGCAAUACCUUUUUACUUGAUUGAAUGUGAAAUCUACUUUCAUGUUAAUUCAUGCAAAACUGUUAUUUUAAAGAAAUUCAUUCACAUUGGACAAAUUUGAAUGAUUGUUCAUUUUGCCAGGCCCUUUGAAUUGCUUCCUAAGACUCAACCAUUAAAAUAAAAUCAAAACACCACAUAUUUUGCUUUGCUUCCGAAUUUAUCAAUUUUUUAUUCAUUUUUUUUGUCUCUGUGAAUAGAAAAAAAUCAUUCCUUGAUUAUGAAUCGUUACAAUUUCUCCACUCACAAAAAUAGAUAUAUUUGUUCUAGCUCGAGACUGAUUAUCCCUUUAAAAAAAAUAAGGUGUUUAUGUAGUAAAAUUGUUAAUGAACAAUAAUAUCAUCCAAGUGAAGUGUCCAAAAGAUAUUACGGGGAUAAAAAUGUCAUUCAAGCGAGCACAAAAUGACAAAAUUUGCUACCCAAAAUACCAUGAAGAAAGUGACGAAUAAAUCUCCAUCAAACAUUUGAAAUAAACAAGGUCUUAAAAAUGGAGCACCUGUGUACCAGCCUAUGAAGCUUGCUGUGCGUAAAGUUUUUAACGCCAUCCUAAGUGUCUCUACAUUGAAUAAUAUUGCUUGGAAGAUGACCCUAACACCUUUUUGAAUGCCAUGCUUAUUUUGCACAUAUCUCAGCUUUUGCACAUUCUCUUCCAGAAUCAUGUAUGUUAUUCAUAUAUACAAACACUUCGGUUAUUUUUAAAUGAUUCUGAUUUAACUCAUUUUGAGAUCGUUACCACAACUGGCUUUUAUGUUAAAGUCAUGCUGUAAGAGAAAUAAAGUCUUGCUUGCCUUGGCUGUAAGUAGUAUGUGACCACUAAGCAAGAUUGGAAGAUCAUUUCUUGGAAAAAUGGCAACGUGAUUCUGGACAAUAUUUCAGAAGCAUCUUAUUAGUUAUUUUCAUUGACAAAUUUGCUCUCGUCCAAUCAGAUGCAAGGAUUUCAGUAGCUUACAACAGGUGUCAAUGGAAAUCGCUUGAGAGGAUGCCUUAGGAAAUUCUACUGUGAUGUAUUGGUAAAAUCUGUAAUGAUAUA
Molecule: messenger RNA, 3670 nt
Organism: Lytechinus variegatus (green sea urchin)
Lineage: Eukaryota; Metazoa; Echinodermata; Echinoidea; Temnopleuroida; Toxopneustidae
Gene: faf1
Product: FAS-associated factor 1-like
Exons: 16
Coding region: 13-2133 (706 amino acids)
Cellular component (GO): nucleus; endoplasmic reticulum
Molecular function (GO): ubiquitin binding
Source: RefSeq, a predicted model, not a curated record